AAUGACGUCGAUCACACACUGGGUGCGCUGUAUCGCCUGGGUGGACAGUAUAGUUACUUCAACAUUAAAUGGAAUAAAAUGCCGCGGAUUCAUGUAAAUUGAGAAAUAAUUAAUUAAUGUUUCUUUAUUAAGACCUCACAACACAUAGAGCGCGUGACGACAGGCCUAUUUGGGGCUUUUUAUCAGCAAUAUUUCAGGCGUUGCUGCAUGAGACAAAACUCUGAAUCGGAAGACCUCCUCUCCUCAUCGUCUCCCAUUUCCACAGCACCCUUCUCGCCGCCCGCAAAGGAGUCGACCGCGUUGCCUGAGCACACCUGGGCAGAGAAAUGUGCGCGUGCGUGUAUCCUCGGAUGCAUGACUGUGUCUGAGAGUUUUGGGCUGAAGUAAGAGGUUGGCGUCUGCAGUUCAUCCCUCGCCUUCUGAGACGCGCGUCUCCACUCGAUUGACUACAUUUAUCUCCAUAACUGCAAGGCAUUAUGGGUAGGAAAAAGAUUCAGAUCCAACGGAUCACUGACGAAAGGAACAAGCAGGUGACAUUCACAAAGCGAAAGUUUGGCUUGAUGAAGAAGGCCUACGAGCUGAGUGUGUUGUGUGACUGCGAGAUCGCUCUGAUCAUCUUCAACCACGCCAACAAGCUGUUCCAGUACGCCAGCACCGACAUGGACAAGGUCCUGCUCAAGUACACAGAGUACAACGAGCCUCACGAGAGCCGGACCAAUGCGGAUAUCAUUGAGACUUUGAGAAAGAAAGGCUUCAACGGUUGUGAUAGUCCAGAGCCGGAUGGUGAAGACUCCAUCGACCAAAGUCCCCUAAAUGAUGACAAGUACCGCAAGACCACAGAGGAUCUGGAUGUUCUCUUCAAACGCUACGGACAGUCGACAGCGCCGUCCCAGACUUUCUCGAUGCCUGUCACAGUCCAGGCGUCUAAUCCAAGCUCAUUGCAGUUCAGUAACCCUGGCAACGCACCGGUAACUACCUCCUACGUAACAUCAUCAUCGCUCACGGAUACCCACCUCCUGUCGCCACAGCAACCGGCUCUUCAGAGAAAUACGGUGUCUCCAGGGUUGCCACAGCGACCAGCCAGUGCAGGUGCUCUUCUCGGAGGUGAACUGAAUAAUUCAAAUGGAGGAUGCCCGAGUCCAGUCCCUAAUGGAUAUACCAGUGCCAGGGCCUCCCCAGGCCUCCUCACUGUUUCCAACGGCAACAGUCUGGGGAAAGUAGUUCCGGCCAAGUCUCCACCCCCACCUCCCAGCCCCCAGAUGGUCAACAGCCGCAAGCCAGACCUCAGAGUCAUCACCUCACAGGGCGGAAAGAGCCUCAUGCAGAUGACAGAGGAUGAGCUGGAGUUGGUAAACGAGAACGCCCAGCGGUUGGCAGCAGGAGCCCAAGCGGCACAAAGCCUGACCACACCGGUCGUGUCCGUGGCCACGCCGAGCCUCCUGGCACAAGGGUUGAACUUCUCAGCCAUGACCACGGCGUACAACACAGAGUACCAGCUGACCAGUGCAGACAUCACAGCUUUACACGCUCUGGCAUCACCUGGCGGAUUGUUGCCAACCAGUGUGUCCACAUGGCAACAGCAGCAGGCUGUUUCACAGCAGCAGCAGCAUCAACAACAACAGCAUCAACAACAACAACAACAGCAGCAGCAACAGCAACAACAACUUAAUCUUGCUACACUCAGCAACUUGGUCAUGUGGGGCGUGGACAAACAGAGCAGCGAGCUGUCAAGCCAGGUGUCCAGUCCAGCUGCCAACCUGAGUGUUUGCUCUCCGUCCAACCUGCUCUUGGGUAGAGAUGAGUGGUUGGGCCGGCCUGUGACCCAUAUACCUCAAGGCGCCAUGCUGACAGUCAACACAAACUCCAGCGUGAGCAUCAAGACGGAGCCCAUCUCGCCCGGCAGGGAUCGCAGCACCCCGUGCCCUCCGCCCUCUUCCUCCACGCCGUCCUCGACCUCCGGCGGAGCCGUUUUGACCGCGCCACCGCAGUACCCUGGCUCCCUGCUGUGCCUGGAGCCCCCGACCGGCCGCUCGCCUGCAGACAGCGUCAGCAGCAACGCCAGCUCCUUUGAAGGCAGCGAUCGUGAUGACAGUGGUGCGGCCGGUGCUGGAGGGGGCGGAGGGGGGGGCGGCGGCGGCGGAAGCAGCGCAACUGAUGCUGCAGGAAGAGGCGGUCCGGGCAGCCGCCCUGACUUCAGCCCCUCGGCGGAGCUCCUCAGGGCGUCAAAUGAACCGGAGCAGGAGGGAGGAAACAUCAAGCGCAUGAGAUUGGAUACCUGGGUCACAUAGAGCUGUGAGCCACACCUCUUUGCACCAACAGUCCAGUUCUGGUGAAACAUAAACACCCACCGUCCCGCCCCCAACGCCAUGUGACAUUAUCAUCACUCGCCCCUGUCCCAAAUUAUUCAACUCGCCUGCGUCACCCACACUUAUGAGACUUUGCCAAAUAUACAUUAAGAAAAAUAAAAAAAUAAUGUUCUGGGGAUAACGUUGUGCGUGAGGGGGGGGGAUUACUUAGCUGGAUAUUUCCUCCCCUGUAGGUCCUUGCAUAGAAGGACAGUAGAUUCAUGUUCUUUUAGUAGUAAUUAGUGCUUUUUUUUUCUCAAUCUCACAAAAUUGCUGAAAUCAUUUCUUUCACAUGCUUUCACCUCCAUGUAUUUACAUCGAGCACUGCUGAAUUAUUCACAAUGUGGUGGCGGCUUGUCCACAUCAUGGGACUUGUAUGAAAUCCAACACGGCUUGGAUUGUGUAUUCUCCAUCCUUUUAUAAGUCACUUCAAAACUGCACUUUUGCAUAGAACUUAAUUUAGACAAAGUUUGAGGACUGAGCUUCUAUCCAGCACUGAGCAACUCUUCUAGGUUAAGAUGCCUAAUCCAUCAGUGGUUCUCUCCGCUGCCACAUUUCCCAACUUCCUCCACCCGGGCCGGCUCGAGCCCUCGGGCGGAGCCGAGCACCUCACAAGAGUGCCAAUGUCACCCUCUACUGCAACAACUAAAAUGCCAAAUGUCACACAAACGAUAGAACGACAUUGACUAAUUAUCACUGUCAUGGAAACUAGAAAAUGUUGAUGCUUUUAAUUUGCCGUCGCUGUCCUCAGACGGGACGCUCCUCCCGUCCUCUCACCUCAUCCUACGGCAACUUUGGAAAUUGUUGCACCAGAAAUCCAGUCAGCCACUCGGCUUAUUACCAGGAGUAGAUGCCAUCAAGUUUAAUGAUUUUUUGAGCCUCUCUGGUGGCGUUUUUGGCAGUAGAGCUAGUAUUUGGUUCUUUCAGUCCAAAUGUCCUUUAUCUGUUGGUAUUUAGACGCAGAAAAAUCUGUUUUAAAGGUCUGUUGGUUGUUCAGAAGUAGGAAUUCUGACUGUAUAAAAAAUCCCUCCUAUACAAUAGCUUUGAUGUCCUCUUAAGCUCUCUAUAGCUCUCCUUAGCUCUUUGCCGUGUUUCAAAAAGUAAAAGGAAAAUACAUUUUCUAUAUUUCUACCGCUUCAGUUGGCGACAAUGUAAAAUAGCUUUUCAGCUUAAACAACGUGUAUGUACAUAUGACUAUAUUUGCAUAGACUUUGCUAGGUAUCCCUAAAAACAAGCAAUGUGUUGAUUCUCAGUGGAUCUGUUUGCAUAUAUGAGUGUGAAUUUGAUAUGUUUCGGUGCAGGGGCUUCGCCACACUAAGCAGUGCUGGUGGAUCGGACUCGUUUCAGUAAAACUAUUUUAUGCUAGUGUUGAUGGUUUGUGCACUUUUUGUCUCACUCACAGAGGCCUGCUUGGUUGUGGUGUCAUCAUAUUCUCCUGCCACAAUUUUCUUUUUUUUUAAACCCACAAUAAAAUUGUCCAUUAUCACCUAAUUAUGAAAUAAUUAGGACACCGCCGUUCACUUAUUGAUACUCUUUUCCACAUAUAGCUUACACAGAUUAUGCCUUUUCUCACUCAGAAAUGAAGUGCUGUGUUUGUUGUUUGACUGUUUGUUUUCUAGUACGAAUUUGUUUGGUUUGAACCAUUUUAUGUUUGUGUACAAGUAUACAAAGGCUGUUUAUAGCCUGAAAAGACUCCUGAUUGCUGGACCUUUUUUCCCCCCUUGAGACGAUGCUCAAAGUGCGGACGGCCGUGUCUGCUGUUUGUUGACUGUUUAUUAUAUAAAACAAUCUUACACUUUUAUAUCGGUGUAGGGCAAGUGGACACAGCGUCUUGUAUGAAUUAAUGGAGUUUGGUGUGAUUAGUAGCAGAGUGUGACACUAGUGUUUGGGUUUGUGACAAAUAUCCACAAAAAACAUCACCCCCAGUGUGCAACAUUUUCACAGCAGUGUUGCUUUUUACAUCCCUAAUUCGACAGUGUAGCCCUUUGCUCCGCUAUAUUCAGGUUAUUUCUUUUUUUGUCUUUAUUCAAUCAAUUUAACAUGCAACACGUUCAAUAAUAUUGUUAGAGGAAAUUGGCCUUUUAAGCGGUUAGUUUUUUUUCCUACAUUUUGUGAAAUUCAUUUCUCACAGACAGUUGGAUGAGAAGAUGAAUUGAAAUAAGUGUAGUAAAUGUCAAGUCAGCACUUCUGAUACCACCUUUUUAUUACGAUGGUCAUCAGCUAAUUCCAUCCAAAUGUCCAUUGACCAAACGGAUAUCAGUGGUAUGAAACUUCUCAUCCAACUCUGUGAAAUAGAAUCCGUAUAUAUUUCAAAAUGUGGAACAAGAUAUUUAAACUAAAGAUCGUUUGCACCCUUCAGCCGGAGCUAAUCAGUCAUUCCCAUUUUUACAUCAACUCAACUUCAGUGGAAACUUUGUGGGCGCUGAUGGUUGACUGAAAUGUGACACCACACCGAUUGGCUUAUUAAUGUACAAAAAGGUUCUCUAUUCCAAUCUAGCUGUUUAGUCACAAGACAAUCUAUAUGACAAAUGAAAACCUGCACCCUUGUUACUUGUUGUGUACAAUGUUUUUUAGACUCACUAUUUUUGGAUUAAUUUGUGCUGGUGACAGUUCCAUUGUCUAUUAUUAUGGAGCUAUUAUUUUAUUGCUAUUUUGUGUAGGAUAGUUUUUAUUUUCUCUCAUUUUCUCUUAUCAUAGUACUGGUUUCCUUUUUUUUUUAACAACUUGCUGAAAAUUGCACGAUCAGUUAUUGUGGUAUUAGCAAAUGCAAUGAAGGAAAUACCAGUUAAAUGCUGCAGUUUUAAUUAAGAUAAAGAAUAUAUUUAUAAAAAAACGGGAAAUUGAAAUUAGUAAUUCAUGAAAUUUGAAGAAAAAAGUUAAAUGCAUGGGAUACAGGUAACAGAACGUAUGUUACGCACAGUAAUGAUUAAGGAUAUGCAUCACAAAUGAGUUCAACUCAAAAUAAUGUAGCAUAUGAAAUACUAAAGAUGAAAUUUAUAGCUAAUAUAUUGUGUUGAGCUAGUCUUUGUUUUUGUUGUAAAGAAAAUAAUUUGUUUUUGAGUGAUUUACAAUUUGUGUAUAUUUUCAUAUACAAAGUAUGCACUGAUAUGUUAUUGAAAUUCUAUACCGCUUUUACAAAAAAAAGUGUUUGUUGUACCAAAGUAUCCAAGUCCCUUGAAACCUUCCCCUUUUUGCGUAUGUUUUACCGUAUUUUAUAUAUUAAAUAGACUGAGUGAAAUGAA
Molecule: messenger RNA, 5587 nt
Organism: Pungitius pungitius (ninespine stickleback)
Lineage: Eukaryota; Metazoa; Chordata; Actinopteri; Perciformes; Gasterosteidae
Product: myocyte-specific enhancer factor 2D homolog
Exons: 13
Coding region: 477-2288 (603 amino acids)
Biological process (GO): cell differentiation; heart development; positive regulation of transcription by RNA polymerase II
Molecular function (GO): protein dimerization activity; DNA-binding transcription factor activity, RNA polymerase II-specific; histone deacetylase binding
Source: RefSeq, a predicted model, not a curated record